Molecule: messenger RNA, 1186 nt
Organism: Octodon degus (degu)
Lineage: Eukaryota; Metazoa; Chordata; Mammalia; Rodentia; Octodontidae
Gene: Lto1
Product: oral cancer overexpressed 1
Exons: 5
Coding region: 128-541 (137 amino acids)
Source: RefSeq, a predicted model, not a curated record
GCGCGGCCGCUUCCGGAAGUGAACUUUACCUCCUCGGAAGCCAGGUGUUUGUUCUGUUGCGAGCUAGGGGCUGUAAUCCUCAGAAGUCGGCCCCCCAGAGUCUAGUGGGGAGGGCCUGGCUACCGCGAUGGCCGAGAGUCUGGACAUAUUCGACGCCAUCGUGAUGGCAGAUGAGAGGUUCCACGGAGAGGGGUACCAGGAAGGCUACGAAGAAGGCAGUAGUUUGGGUAUAAUUGAAGGAAGACAACAUGGUACCUUACAUGGAGCCAAAAUUGGAUCAGAGAUCGGGUGCUAUCAAGGUUUUGCUCUUGUAUGGAAGUGCCUCCUGCAUAGUUGUGCCAGUGAGAAAGACAGCAGGAAGAUGAAGGUCUUGGAGUCACUGAUUGGAAUGAUUCAGAAGUUCCCCUAUGAUGACCCUACUUAUGAUAAGCUCCAUGAAGACUUAGACAAAAUUAGAGGAAAAUUUAAGCAGUUUUGUUCGUUACUCAAUGUUCAGCCGGACUUUAAAAUUAGUGCGGAAGGUCCUGGACUUUCAUUCUGAACAUGACAGAUGAACAAAGACGAAACAUCAAGGAACAGAUGUCUGCAUAUUAAGUGUUGAAAAAUGUCAUUAAAGGCAAAACAAUGACAGGGUAUUCAUUGUUGUGGAGGGAGGGUCCCCGUUUGGCCUCGUUCCCUGAGGUUUUCUGCCUGGGUUGCUCCAGUGCUGUGAGCAGUGCUGUCCAGGGGAGCCCUCAGAUCCCUUGAGAGGUUGCUCACUGCUUGCUAUUUUAGAGUUGGUGGCUUCACUGACCUUUCAGCAAGGCAGGCCUGCUAGGUGCUACCCUGGGUAGGAUUAGGAUUACCGCAGGCCUGAGCUCAGGGGAAGUUGCUUUAAAAAAAAAAAAAAAAUGAGUUGAACUGGAUGUGGUGCUCCACACCAGUAAUUUCAAUCUUGGGGAGACAGAAGAAGAGGAUUGUUGUGAGUUCAAGGCCAGCCUUGAACUGAUACAGAGUGAUUAAGGGAUAAAGAGUGAGUUCAAAGUCAGCCUAAGCUACAUAGUGAGAUCCUAUCCCAAAAAAGAAAAAAAAAGGGUUAACUAGGUUUAGUGGUACACACCUGUAUUCCCAAUACUCUGGUAGGUUGAGGUAGGACAAUUAGAAGUUUGCCUGGUGCAAGGGCCUGAGUUCAAUCCUCGGUUCUGGG